GCUACGCCUGCCGGCUGGGGUCGGUCGAGGUCUGCGCCUGCGCGGGCGCUGGCUCGCGUACUAGCUGGCUCGCCCGCCGACCUGCGGGCGGGCGGCUACCGGGCGUGGAGCUGGGACGCCCGCGGCCCUGGGAAAUCCAGUAUUCAAAAUUGACUCCAGGAGAGAGAACCUAACAGAUCAGUAACAAUGGAAGAAAUUGGGAAAAUUAUCAAAAAGCUACCAUCCCCCAAAACACCAGGCCCAGAUGGUAUUACAGACAAAAAAUAGUUACAGAAUGAUGGAAUGAAAAAGCCCCUUCGUAGUAGCAUCUGAAAAGAUAGAUACACUGGUGAGAAUGCCCAUCGCAAAAGCAAAGACAACAACAAAAAAGCAGAAUAAGUAGGAGACAGGAUAACUUACAUAGUACGUCUGUUUACUAGAAUACUGUGCCGCUAUUCAAAAGACCGAGUAGUAGUAAGCCACAUUCUGAUAUGUCAUACUGCUUCCAGCCCUCUGUCAAAGGUGAGGUGUCUUCAAAGGAACUCAAAGUUUUGGACCCAGAGGUGGUGUGGCUCACGUGGUCAUGGGUGUGGACAAUGAAAGGCUGAGCCCUGCUGCUGUCAUUAACGUUCCAUGGAUACAACCAGCAUCUUUCAGUUUAAAAAAAGUUCUUCAUGAAGAAGAAAGAUCUUAAGCAACAUGAUGGAUUCAGAAGCUCAUGAAAAGAGGCCAUCAAUUCUGACAUCUUCAAAACAAGAUCUCUCGCCUCACAUUGCAAACGUUGGUCAAAUGAAGCAUUACUUGUGUGGCUGCUGUGCAGCUUUCAACAACAUAGUGAUCACAUUUCCCAUUCAGAAGGUCCUUUUUCGGCAACAGCUAUAUGGAAUCAAAACCCGGGACGCAAUACUUCAGUUACGGAGGGAUGGAUUUCGAAACUUGUAUCGAGGAAUCCUGCCCCCGUUGAUGCAGAAGACCACUACACUGGCACUUAUGUUUGGUCUGUAUGAGGAUUUAUCUUACCUUCUCCGUAAACAUAUCAGUACUCCAGAGUUUGCAACUUGCAGCAUGGCAGCAGUACUUGCAGGGACAACAGAAGCAAUUUUCACUCCAUUGGAAAGAGUUCAAACAUUGCUUCAAGACCACAAGCAUCAUGACAAAUUUACAAACACUUACCAGGCUUUCAAGGCGCUGAAAUGUCAUGGAAUUAGAGAGUAUUAUCGAGGCUUGGUGCCCAUUCUUCUCCGUAAUGGAUCCAGCAAUGCCCUUUUUUUUGGCCUUCGAGGCCCCGUUAAAGAGUAUUUGCCUACUGCAACAUCUCACAGUGCUCAUUUGGUCAAUGAUUUUAUCUGUGGAGGCCUAUUGGGUGCCAUGUUGGGAUUCUUGUUUUUUCCGAUUAAUGUUGUAAAAACCCGCAUGCAGUCUCAGAUUGGUGGGGAAUUUCAGUCUUUCCCUAGGGUUUUCAAAAAAAUCUGGGUAGAACGGGAUAGGAAAUUGACAAAUCUUUUCAGAGGUGCCCAUCUGAAUUACCAUCGGUCACUCAUCUCUUGGGGCAUAAUCAAUGCGACUUAUGAGUUCUUAUUAAAGGUUAUAUGAAAGAAAUCAUCAGUUAAGUGCCAUUUAUCAGCUGACUAGGCCUUCUAAGAAGAAUUCAAUUUGGUCUGGUUCCCAGUUGGCCAAAUAACAAGUUGGUGUCAGAAGUCCAGGGCACCAUGAAUUAUGGGCAAAGUGGUUUUCCUUAAAAACCAACAAUAACAGAAUAAAAGGUUUCAAUAGGAAAUUUAAAGGAUUUUUUUUUCUAUCAUUACCUGAGAGCUUUAGGCUAAUGGUUUGAUUAAUAGCUGUCUAUCUGAUGGCCCUUGGCAGGGAAUGUAAUAGCCAAGAUACGAUUUUUUUCUUUUCCAAAACAGUCUUUAACCCUCUGUAUUAAAACGUAUAAGUGGCCAUGACUAGCCAGAGAAAGGCUUUUGUAGCCCAGUGAUUUCUUAGGCUUCUUUUUGUUACUCCUUUAUUUGCUUCUCUGCUCUUUUGAGGAAUUGCAGGGGAUAGUCUUGGGUAAACUUGAGCACAUACGUGGGGAGGAGAAAGGAGCAGAACAGAGAAGAAAAACAGUGUAUUAGGUAUAGGCUUUUCAUGAUAAAUUGCUUGUAUUAGCUUCGAAACUCAGCACCUCUUGAGGUACUCAUUAUCCAAACUAUUUCUGUUUAGACUUGAUAGAAUCAGGCAGCUAAUUAAAGUUCCCGUUUCGCUUUCUAGGUUUGAAAGUUUUCUUUUUAAUUCUGGGUGUGACCUGAAAGCCUUCUGUAAUAUUAUGUUGACUUCACUUAUUUCAUCGCCAAAAGAUGAGGAAGUUGAAGUGUUGGUACAGGAGUUUCCUCCUGUCAAGAAGCUCCAUAUUCCCUGCAUGUAGAUGGGACUCUGUUUAUCUUUGUUUCUCUGAGUUAUUGCUGCCAGUUUAGCACAGGGCUUUGGGUUCUUGUUUUUGUUUUUUCCACUGAUAAUUUUGGGCUUUUUUGUUUUUUUUUUAAUUUGUAUUCAGGUAUCUUGUUCUCUUGAAACUCUCCUUAAAAAGAAAACCUACUUCUGUAACAUUUUGUUUUAGAAGUCUUAAUGAGAAGGUUCCACCCCCCUCCCCCCCCCAUUUCUGAAUGUUACAGAAAAACCAAAAC
Loxodonta africana (African savanna elephant) is the source of this 2645-nucleotide messenger RNA. It is a transcript of the gene SLC25A51, whose product is annotated as solute carrier family 25 member 51. Gene Ontology annotation, molecular function: NAD transmembrane transporter activity. The coding region runs from base 679 to 1572 and encodes 297 amino acids. Gene Ontology annotation, cellular component: mitochondrion. NCBI's taxonomy places the organism in Eukaryota, Metazoa, Chordata, Mammalia, Proboscidea, Elephantidae. The record is from RefSeq and is a predicted model, not a curated record. Gene Ontology annotation, biological process: mitochondrial NAD transmembrane transport. The transcript is spliced from 6 exons.